AUGGUGAAACGUAUCAGUAAACAUCAUUACGUGGCAACACCUGGCAGUAGCAUACACCAUCACAGAUCAACGGAAACGCUACCGUAUGUGCACAGAGGAUAUUCCACCGAUGGUGAAGACAGCCAAAGAACUUUGUCCGAGUACACGAUCGCCACUGACAGACCAUCGUCUCGUGGUCAACGGACACCACCUAGAUCGAAGCGGUCCCGGAGUCUGGAGAGACCGUCUAGCAGCUCCCGAGCCAGGUCGGCGGCCAGCCACCAUGAUUCGGACGUUUACGUGACCAGUGCCGCGUACAGGCCACCGUCCGAAAUGAGUCGAGGAUCUCAUUACACCAGCAGGAGCAACCGGAGCAGGGGGCCGGCUCCCAGCCACUACUCGUACCGGAGCAAUGGUCUUGCCCCCUCCGAAGUGUCGACGGUCAAGUCCAAAAUAACGCGUAAACCAGGCGUCACCAUUGAGACUAUGUCGGCGCCAAAUCCGUUUUGCCCGAACACCAAGGGUAUGUGCUGCCUGAUGCUGCUGCUCAACCUGGGACUCAUAUUGGUCACGUUGGGUUUCGUCAUCGUCAUACAGUUUUUUGAACCUCUGUUCGUGUGGGUAUUGGGCAUAAUAUUCCUCAUUUUUGGAUUCUUGACACUCAUGGGCAGUCUGAUCUACUGUGUGACGGUGUGCAGAGACGCCAAAACGCCCAAGGAGGUGGCCAUGCAAAAUCACUACUGGACGCAUCAUUGGCAAAAGAGUUUCGGUGCGACACCAGAAAUACAUUACAAGACGGAGAAGUAUCCGCCACAGGCCAUGCACCACUCAGAUCACGACGAGUACAGCGAUCGAUUUUCAAUUGGCAAACAGUCGGACAGGCACAUGCACGGGCACAGAUACUAA
Macrosiphum euphorbiae (potato aphid) is the source of this 885-nucleotide messenger RNA. The record is from the annotation of a GenBank genome assembly. NCBI's taxonomy places the organism in Eukaryota, Metazoa, Arthropoda, Insecta, Hemiptera, Aphididae.